This is a messenger RNA of Nicotiana attenuata, 1225 nucleotides long. RefSeq names its product RING-H2 finger protein ATL63. The record is from RefSeq and is a predicted model, not a curated record. Bases 206 to 913 code for a protein of 235 amino acids. The transcript has a single exon. Lineage: Eukaryota; Viridiplantae; Streptophyta; Magnoliopsida; Solanales; Solanaceae.
CCCGCAAAUAUAGAAGAAAUCAAAAUUUAUUCAGUCUCCAACGACCUCAUUUUCACGGAAACGUAAUCCCAACUCAAUGUUUCUUACGCCCUUGCACCAAAUAAGUAGGAAUUUCAAUUCAUAACUUCAUUACCAUAGAGACUUCUUUGAAAGCUACUUUUUUUGCUUCACUGUUUUCAUUAAACUCACACAAAGCAACCAAACAAUGUUCACUACUUCUUCUUCUCCUCCUCCUCCUCCUCCUCCUCCUCUUCUUAGAGAGAACUUCAUCCAUAGCAUUCUAUCAUAUGAUAGCAACAUAAUGCUUGCAGCAAUCAUAUUACUGCUUUUUGUAAUUCUCUUUGUUUUACUUCUGCACAUUUAUGCCAAGUGGUUCUUGGUCCAAGCUCGUCAUAGGAGUGGAAACUCUGUUUCUGUUUCUCAUGUUACCACGACCCCUGCAAGUAAGGGUCUCUCAAGAUCAGCUAUUUCUUCAAUUCCUUUGUCCAAUGAGCAGCAGGAGAAAGGAUUAGAGUGUAUAAUAUGUCUGAGUUUGUUCGAAGAUGAACAAGUUUGCAGGAAGUUACCCAAGUGUAGCCAUGCAUUCCAUGUCGAUUGCAUUGACAUGUGGCUAUAUUCUCAUUCCACAUGUCCCAUAUGUCGAGCACCUGUCCUCAAUGAUCUAAACAACAAGACUACUCUUGAAUCUAGUAACCAAGAAUUAAUGACAUCUUCUUUGGCUGAUCAAGAAGAAUCAAUCUCUACAUUAGAGAUUAUUGUUGAUGUUCCAAUUAAUGAUCGAUCAGAGAAUGAGAAUAGCUUAAACGUGGAUGAUCCAUUGUCCGUGACUUCUUUGGCUGGUUCACUAAAGAGAAUGCUGAGCAGAAGCACAUCUGAAAGAAGAAAAGCUCCACCAUCUGCGAAUGUUAAUUAACUAGUCUUUAUAAAAUUGUUAGAUUUGAGAGAAGGAGAAGUUCUCUAGUAUUUGUACAGAUCCAAGAAAUAGGUAAACUUAACAAUGUUAGUACUAAAAAAACUGAAGGAGAGAGAGAGAGUAGUUAAUUAGUGAUCAGCCAUUCAGCUUUGUUUCUAUAGAUUCUCGAAAUUCAGCUAAGUAUCGGUCAAAUCUGAAUUCGAUGCGAUUUUCUUUACGCACACAACCGCCCCCACCAAGAGCUAAAUUUAGAACAUGUAUGUGUAUAGGAUAAAAUUGAUUUAUAUUAAAUGAUCGAAUGAUUGCAUGCCA